CCCCUGUUGGCCAAUCAUCAUCAGUCUACCGACUAGCACUCAAGUGUAUUAAGCUCAAAGUUGAAGUUUAAAUUCCAAUCUACAAAUCAAUAUGUUCCGCAUCAUCGCUGUGAUCCUUGCCCUGGUUGCACUCGCCUUUGCUGCUCCUGGCUACAUUGAGCCUUCUUACGGACUGGUUCCUGCUGCUCACGUGGUUCCUGCCGCUCAUGUGCUUCCCGUGGCUCAUGUGGUUCCGGUGGUGAAGCACGUCUCGGUGGUGAAGGAGGUUCCCGUGGUGAAGCACGUUCCGGUGGUGCAGCAUGUCCCUGUCGUCAAGCACGUCCCAGUGGUCCAGCAUGUCCCCGUGCUGAAGUCCUACGCCGUCCCAUCCUACGGACACCACACCUACCACGGUUAAGCUAGCUAAUCAGCACUGACUUCGACUCGACAGAAAUAAAUCACAUCCAAACUUAA
Drosophila eugracilis is the source of this 453-nucleotide messenger RNA. Its product is annotated as A-kinase anchor protein 14. The transcript has 2 exons. NCBI's taxonomy places the organism in Eukaryota, Metazoa, Arthropoda, Insecta, Diptera, Drosophilidae. The record is from RefSeq and is a predicted model, not a curated record. The coding region runs from base 92 to 397 and encodes 101 amino acids.